Molecule: messenger RNA, 3340 nt
Organism: Triticum dicoccoides
Lineage: Eukaryota; Viridiplantae; Streptophyta; Magnoliopsida; Poales; Poaceae
Product: receptor-like protein 9b
Exons: 4
Coding region: 530-3319 (929 amino acids)
Molecular function (GO): protein binding
Source: RefSeq, a predicted model, not a curated record
GUCGGCGACGGAGGAGGCGGGUGUUGGCCGGGGGGUGAGACGAGAGACCAAUGUGCCAUAGAUCAGUAGGCCCGGGGACAGGAGUAGGCGAGCGCGCACGCAUCCGUCGCGUGUCCGCGCCAACGCAAAUCCGGCUCAAAAAUGAGCCGGGAAUGGGUCGCUCGCGGACGAAAAACGGACGCGUGUCCAUUUGGGUCGACGCGUCGGGCCGUCUUUUGUGUCCGCGCCGACCCAAACGGACGGCCGCGAACGAAAUAUGUCGCCUAGAGUUGCUCUUGCAGUUGAAAAUUGCGAAGCAACUCCUGGAAUUUUGUGGAGAUGGUGAAAUUCCGAACAGGCUCUAGGUGUCAACGUUUUUGUCUCUGCUGUCACGCAUGUACGUAUAUAUGCAUGUAACUGUCAAUUGGACUAAGUGUUGACUGGAGUGAGCAAGCUGUUGACUGAGAAUCUGUAUGUGUAUAUAUUAUGUGCUCGUCACUCCAGUACCAUCCGUCGUCUCCAAACCUUCUCAGGUGAACCUCAAUCAAUCAUGUUGCGCCCCACACCACCUAUGCAGCUGGCAAUGGCUCUGCUCUGCCUCCUGAGCAUCUCCGGCGAGCUUUUGACGCCCCUGUGUGAGGGGUGUGUGCAGGCCGAUAAGAGAGCGCUUCUGGACAUCUACAGCCAGCUCUCCACGCUGCCGCACAUCGACUGGGACAGGUCGGACUGGGGCUGGGGUGACGGUGACGGACAUUGCUGCCAGUGGGAGGGGGUGACCUGCAGCAACUCCCGCCCCGCCCGUGUGACAGGCCUCGAUCUUGGUGCAAACGUUCCUUCCCCGUGGCUCCUCAACGCUACUAUGUUCCUUCCCUUCCAAGAACUGCAGACCCUGUCCCUGUAUCUAAAUAUAAAGGGAUGCAUACCUGGUGCAGGUUUUGAUGUGUGGUCAAAAUUGCGAAAAUUAAGAAGCCUUGAUCUAUUUGGAAAUAACUUAAGUGACUACAGCAUCCCAUCCUUAGUUGCAGUUUCGUCACUACGGCGCCUGUCCAUCAGUUUUAAUAACUUGACCUCCCCUGUGUCGAUCCAACAUUUGAGUACAAUGAAGCUGGAUACUCUUGAUCUAAGCGGUAAUGCAUUCAACGGCACCUUACCAACAGGUAUUUGCGACAUGCAAAAUCUUGAAGAAUUAUAUCUUGGUGGAAGUACGUUGUUUGGAGAGCUUCCAUCGUGCAUAGGGAAUCUUACUUCUCUCAGAAUCCUGGAUCUGUCGAAUAAUCUAUUUACGAUAAAGUUUCCCUCUCUUAGCUUUGCCCAUUUGACUUCAUUGGUGGAACUUUCCCUAUCCAAUAACAAUCUUGAAGGAGUUCUCUUCCUAGGUUCCUUGUCAAACAGUAGCCAAUUGACACAUCUGGAUCUUUCAAGCAGUGGUAACCAUUUUCAAGUGGAAACUGUGACUCCAACAAUUAGCCUGUCAGCUCAGCUCCAGGUUAUGGUACUGCCAAACUGUAACCUUAAUGGCAAUUCUGCCGUUAUAUUAAGUUUCUUAUCGCAUCAACAUGCAUUAGAAGCUGUUGAUAUAUCUAAUAAUAACCUAAGCGGCCACUUCCCUUCAUGGUUGAUAGAGAAAAAUGUGAACCUGUCACAUCUAAAUCUGCAAGGCAACUCCUUUAGUGGAAGUCUUCUUCUUCCAUCCAAAGUACACAACAGUCUGUACUGGCUUGAUGCAUCUCAUAAUAGACUAAGCAAAUUACCUACGGGCAUCAACAUCACAUUCCCAAAUCUGUACUAUGUAAACCUGUCUAGGAAUUCCUUCCAGGGCAUCUUUCCUUCGGGGCUUCACUAUAUAGACAGCCUGACAUUUUUGGACUUGUCUAACAACAAUUUCUCCGAUAACAUAGUGUCUGCCUUUAAUGGAAGCAAGUCCAAUAUCCGUUCUUUGUUCCUGUCUGGCAACAAUUUCUAUGGUUCAUUCCCUCAAGGCAUACUAUUAGGUUCCACCUACCAUCUACUACUCAACGAUAACCAAAUCACCGGGGAAAUCCCCGAUAAUAUAUGUCUUGGUCAGCAACUUACUUUGCUUGAUGUUAGCAGUAACAAGUUGACUGGCUCUCUCCCUACUUGCAUACAUGCACUCGAAAAUAUUGCCAUCUUGAAUCUAAGAGGCAAUUCAUUGGGUGGAUCGAUUCCGCUGAAAUUAUGCCACCUUAAAAAUCUUGUGUUCCUCGAUAUGUCAAAAAACAACCUUUCCGGUCCAGUGCAAUGCUUACCCAGUUUGCAGUAUCUUCACCUGAGUGAAAAUCGACUAAAUGGAACGUUCCCUUUCCCGUUGUCCUCGGGAACUGAUACAUACACAAUGGAUCUACGGCAGAACCAAUUCAGUGGAAUCCUUCCAGAAUUGAUGCACAAGUCCUUUCCAAAGCUAAAAAUAUUGUUGCUCGAAGGAAAUAUGUUUGAAGGACUGAUUCCAAAUGAUAUAUGUCACUUAAGGUAUUUGCGUCUACUAGAUCUGUCUCAUAAUAAGCUCUCUGGACAGCUACCUUCAUGCCUGAGCAAUAUGGGGUUUGAUGGUGAUUUGUAUAACUUCCUAUACAAUGACUCAGAUACUUCAGUAGUAAUGAAUCACACCAAUGGCUAUGAUAUUGGGAGCGUAGUAGGUACUUCUCCCGUGCCUGAAUUUUUCAUAGGACCAGACCAAGAAGAAUUCAUGACCAAGAGCAGGCAAGACAAAUACAAGGGAAACAUCCUCAGUUACAUGUCUGGACUUGACUUCUCUUCAAACCAGUUGGAAGGAUACAUUCCUAAAAGUAUAGGUGACAUGAAAUGGUUACGGGCACUGAAUUUUUCCAACAACUGCUUUCAUGGACCAAUACCAGAUUCUUUGUCACAUUUAAGUAAUCUCGAGAGCUUGGAUCUGUCGCACAACAACUUGACAGGUCAAAUACCACAAGAGUUGGUAGAACUACAUUCUUUGGAGGUAUUCACUGUGGCGUACAAUAACUUGUCCGGCCCUACAUUGGGUAGAAACGGCCAAUUCAUCACAUUUGAUGAGAGCAGCUAUGCAGGCAAUCCAUAUCUCUGCGGACCACCACUGCUGAAGAGUUGCUUUGAUGCACCGUCGAUUCCUCAGCCUGAAGAACAUGAAGAUGAUAGUAAACUUGCCAAUCUGGCACUAUUCAGUUUUUCAGUAUUGUGCUACCUGAUUGGUUUCUGGACCUCCUUGGUUGUGCUUUAUUUCAAGAGAAGCUGGCGCUGGUCAUGGUUUUCAGCAGUGGACAGGCUUGGUGACAUUCUGAUGGUUAGGUCAGCUUUAUGCAUGAGAAGGUUUAACCGCACCGACUGACCCUUCUUGAGUGUCGUGGAA